Folsomia candida is the source of this 402-nucleotide messenger RNA. RefSeq names its product troponin C, skeletal muscle. Lineage: Eukaryota; Metazoa; Arthropoda; Collembola; Entomobryomorpha; Isotomidae. Gene Ontology annotation, molecular function: calcium ion binding. The record is from RefSeq and is a predicted model, not a curated record. The transcript has a single exon. The coding region runs from base 1 to 402 and encodes 133 amino acids.
AUGCCGACUUUUAGCGACGCCACGAUCGACGUGGCUGACAUUGACGUCUUCAUGGCUACUUUAGGCUACUCCGCCACCCAGGAACAGAGGGACGGGUACAUCACCUUUUUUAACGACGCGUACAACGGAAAACUUAUUUUGGACGUUUUAAUCCGAAUAUUGGGCUCGAUUGAUGACACGCAAGAACAGAUGAAAAUCCACGUGACCGCCCUGGACAAGAACGGUGACGGAUUUAUUGACGAGUUCGAGUUCAUUACGAUUGUCCAAGUAUUGCUAAUUCACGAUCCAACCUUUCCGAAAGUUGACUUCACUAAAUUUGUUACGGAAGCGGAUACAAAUCAGGAUGGAAAAGUCAGCAUUGACGAGGCUGUAGAGUGGUUUUGUAAAAAUGCUAAAAAUUAA